CCCUGUCGCACUCCACCUACAAUUCAUUCAUUUAUCCACCACAAUCCGUUUACCUUUCCCGGCGAGGCCACGCAAGGCGCCUCCCCCUUGCCGCCUCCGCCGUCACAGCCACCACAUCAAUUUUAUUUCCUCCACAACCACCCUCUGCGCUGCAAAUAUGAGGGAGGAAAGGCACAAGGAGCAUCAUCAUCACUAUCAUCAUCAUCAUCAUGAGAUGCUGUUAUCUUCCUCUUCUUCCUCCUCAUCGCCCAGCGAGUCAGACGAGGAGUUGCAACACAUGCUGUUGGCUCCACCAUUGUGGAAGGACAAGAAGAGGUUAUCGAAGCAGCUAUCGAUGUGCGAGAAGCCAAGAGACAUUGCAUGGGAAAGAAGACGAAUGCAGGAGCGGAGGAGAAGUUCCACGGUAUGUGAUGAUUUGACCGACGAGGACCUGAACGAGCUUAAAGGGUGUAUAGAACUUGGAUUCGGGUUCAACGAGGAAGACGGUCAGAGACUGUGUAACACGUUGCCCGCACUCGAUCUUUAUUUCGCUGUCAACCGCAGGUUGUCUCCUAGCCCUGUCUCCACUCCUCAGAGUCGUGCCUCUUCCCUCGGAGGUCGUUCUUCCUCGUUCGGAAGCCCUAGAAGUGACUCUGACUCUUGGAAGAUUUGUAGCCCAGGGGAUGACCCUGAACAUGUGAAGACCAAGUUAAGGCAUUGGGCUCAAGCCGUAGCAUGUUCUGUGAUGCAAUCUUCUUGAGAAAAUAAUUUGUGGGAUGUUCUGUACAGAGAGGGGACGAAACAAAAGCAGAAAAACAGAAAAAAAUAUAUGAAGAAAUUGGGAGAAAAUAAAAAAGAGACUUUGCUUAAACUUGAAUACGAUUAUUCCUUGUGAAGGGAUUUUUUGUUGGAGACUAAGUAAUUCACUUUGGUGGGUGAAUUUAGAAUUUGGUUAGAGCAGAGCGAUGGAAGCAAUUAUGACGAACCCUAAUUUCUUGAGCGAUUUUAAUUAUUCUGUUUUUUAUGUUGUAAUCCGAAAGUGUCCCUGGCAGAGCGUAUUUGAAUUCCUAUAGCUAUUUUUUGGAUGAAAUGGUAAAAAGUACAAUAAUUAAGAAUAGCAAAGUGGGUUGAGGAUCAUAGCUCUCUUGAACAUGCACUUAAGAGAUUUCACACCGAUGACAUAUAUAUGUAUUACUAGAUUAUCAGUGUUACGCCCUUUCCUUAGCUUAGGACAUCCUUUCACAUGUUGUGAUCACUUCAUUGUAAAAC
Vigna umbellata (rice bean) is the source of this 1248-nucleotide messenger RNA. RefSeq names its product 1-phosphatidylinositol-4,5-bisphosphate phosphodiesterase epsilon-1, putative (DUF1685). The record is from RefSeq and is a predicted model, not a curated record. Lineage: Eukaryota; Viridiplantae; Streptophyta; Magnoliopsida; Fabales; Fabaceae.